CAUUCUGUUGCUGACAACUCUGUGUGUGUGUGCAUAGCAGCUCUAUGACGUUGUAAAUUUGUGCUUAUCCAGGAACAGGAGUCCUCCAGCAGCAGCAGCAUCCUGUGAACAGGACAGAGGAGCAGUAUGUCAGUGAGCUCCGUGUGGGAAACACAACUAUAGAGAUUGAAGAUGUCCUCCACUCCGCUGGCCGAGGCAGAGGAGGAUGUGUUUGAUCUGACAGAGGCAGUUCCUGAGACUGAACGACUUGACAGCAGCCUGCAGAAAGCCAAAGCACAAUUGUCUAUCAAAACCAGGAGGCACCGCCCCUCUCGAACCCGCCUGAGAGACAGUUUGAGCUCCACAGAUGGAGAUGAAAGCAUCGAUAGAACGAGUUUUGGAGGUUCACUGCAGACCUCCUGUUCUCCUCUCCACCCCUCCUUUCACUGCUCCUCUCCCUCCUCCGACCUCCUCCUCUCCUCACCUUCCUCACAGAGAGAUCGAGCCUUCACCUUUGACCCCUGCACUGUGGCUGGAGAUAGGGAGGUACACGAUGAGAGGCGGAGCUACAGGCACCUUCUGAACACCUCUUCUCAGGAGGCUCUGCCCCUCACCCCAUCUAAAUCCCCCUGCAGACCCUGUAGCAUCCAUUCAGAGUCAUCUUCCCCAGCACACCUGUGCCAGACACGUGAGGGGAGUCAACCGCUCCUACACUAUGGAGAAUACUCACUGAGUGAAGAUGACAGUCACGACACGGGUCCCGAUGAACCGGACAGUCCAACAGUGCUGCUGGAUAAGAAAACCAGGAGACGAUUUCUUGAUCUGGGGGUCACUUUACGUCGCACAUAUGGGAAGGUCAGGAAAGACAGAUCAAACAGACUAUCAGCAGGAAAUCGGGAUUCGGAGAGAACAGAGAGCAGGUCCUCACGUUCUUCUGGUCCACCGUUUGUGCCUUUCUCCUGGUUCAGUGAAAAACUCAGAGGCUCUGGCUCCCCCAAGAACACACAGUCUCCAACCAAACCUUUCACACAGCAUGAGUUCUGUGGUACCAGCAAUUUUCAUCCAUCAGACACACAGGUAGAUGUCUAAAUCUGCUGGGCAUUACUGCAUGGCGCACCUCCACCAGUGUCUUCAGUUUUCCAGCUAUGGGGUCAUCAGCCAGGAGCCACCUAUCACUGAUGUUUUGCCCCAUUAAUCCCGAAACAUCUCCUGGUGGUGGGGCAGCGAUCAGGAAUGUCUCCCUGCUACCCCCCGCAGCUGGACACCAGAUCCUUUCAAUUGCCUCACGUUCUUGCUUUUCCAUCAAGACAUUCCUCCUUUCCUGUCUAGACAUACCAUGCAAACAGGGUUCAAUACACCUGCCCCACAUGAAUAGACCUACCCUAUGUCCAAAGCCUCUUCUCUGUAAAACCCCCCCAAAAAAAACAAACAAUCAAUCUCUGCCUACCACUAUUUCCUCUAGAGACUUCUUCAACAUUGAUCCAAUGAUGCCAAUGUCUUUCAUCAGGUGCUGCACUGAUGUUCCCAUAAACCCUCGACACCCGACCUCCAUGGGAUAAGUGGCAGCCCUCCAUCCAUUUUCUCUGCAGUCGCUGGCCAGAUCAGCAUAUUUUAGCUUCUUCCUCUCACAGGCAGCCUCCAGUCCCUGUUCCCAUGGGACGCAUUGUUUAAUCAUUAUGACUUUCCUUACUGAUGCCGGCAAUAACACUAUGUCCAUCCUCAAGGAGGUAAUGGCGAUCUCAAUAGGAAAUUUUUGCUGCUUGCCAAGGUUGACCACCAUUGACCAAUCACUUCUAUGUGCCAAGAUUAAACUUGCCUCCUUCCGUUUCGUGCCUUGUGUGGUACCUUCCUUUUUAACAAACUCAAUGUACUUCCUCUGAGAAGCAUGAUGGCCUUUAUUUGCUUUUAUUCUACACACCUCUAGGAUCUCUGCCAGAUUUCACAGAACAUGAUCACGCCGCCACCUGUGCCAAGGCGGUCUUGCACCCAGCCAGCAUGUGCUGCAGAUUUACUCUUGGGGCCACGCACAGUCAUCCUCUUUACCAUACCACAGAGACAAAUUUUCAGGGCUUGGAAGAGUGUCAUAGGUAGAUCUUAUUAGGAAACUUUGCCUGGCCUGGGGUAUCUUCCAAAGGUCAGCCCAUCCUAAAACUCUAUUAGAUGUACCCUAACAUACUGUCCAGCACUCUUGCUGCUGCUGUCUGAUUGCUUGAAUCAUAUACCCUUCCUGUCACUUCCACCGCUUUCCUCUUUUUUUUUUUAGAGGCUGCUAACCACAGUUUCGGAGCCAUCCCCCAUCCAAGGCCUGCUCUUCCUGAUUGGAUUCUUCCAACAAUCUCUUGUUGCUUCAGUCUCGAGACCGCCCUGUUUACAAACUCCUCUGUCUUCCAGGUGCGGCCUGUUCGGACCUGGGCUUUACAAACCCUCACAGACUGGUCUGUUGUUUCCCUUAGUUCUAAGAACAGCCUGGUCUUCUCCUGCUUGUAACCCAGGGUGAUGGACUUUAGUGGCAGUUGUAAGGCAUUUAUUCCAAACAAUGCUACAUCUAAAAGACAAUGCGGAAAACCCAGCCACUUCCUGAAGUAACUGUUGGCCUUGGUGUCCAUUCUUGCUGCCACAGUGAUCUCAAACAUUUUUAGCGGCCACAUCAGGCGAUGAUACAAUGUAAAUUGGUAAAACCAGACCUUGUAUUUGCCUGGAAGAUGACACUUUCCAAGAUGACCUCCAAGCCCACUUUCAGCUGCUUCAGAAUCAACCCUGCCUUGUGUUUAUCUGACAGAUCUGUGGUAUAUUCUCUCCCUAUGCUUCUCUGCCAGCACUGGGAUUCUUUCACCAUCCACCUCAAAAGAUGUCUGGUUGCUUCAAAUUCCCUUAUGAAUAGAAAGGCUACAUGACUUUUCUGGCUUGAUCUUCAUCUUGGCCCAUGCCAGAAGCUCUUCCAGCCUUUUUAAGAGUCUGUUUGUGCAUGCAGCAGUUUGGAGGAUGCUUGUGACAUCAUCCAUGUAGCUGCACAGUGCUGGCAAUCUUACUCCAGAUUGCACACAGGUUCCUCUGGCCGUCUGUCUGGCACCAAUUAGGAUGAUCUUGAAUGCAGCUGUGAAUAGGAUGGGAGAGAUUAAACAUCCCAUUGCAAUCUGUUUUUCCAGUUGUUGCCAUCCAGUUAUAUACUCCUGUAUUGCAUGACAUAUUUUCAUGUCCCCAUAGUAACUACCUACCAAGCUUUUAAUACAGACUUUUAAGUAAGACAUCCUCUUUGCUACUACUGAAAAGAAAACCUUUCCAUUGACAUUCAUUAGAGCAAUUCUCCUAAACUGACUUAUUUUGCUGGAUUCCUGUUCUUUGGGUAUCUUCGCCAUUCCAGGGGUAUACACUGCUUCUUCCAGGCAACUCUCAGUAAUCUCAGUAACAGUUUAGGAACUGUUGGGCACCUCUUGUACAACCUAUAAGGUAUCCCGUUUGGGCCCGGGGCUGAGGUUGUCCUGGCGUUUUCUACCACUUGCCUGAUCUCACUCAACUUGGGUGGAGCUUCAACACCAGUUCCAAAAAAGUUGGGACAGUAUGAAAAAAUGCUAAUAAAAACAAAAAGUAGUGAUUUGUAAAUUAUAUUUACCCUUUGCUAAAUUGAAAACACUACAACUACAAAUUAUAUGAUGUUUUACCUUGUGAAUUUCUUUGUUUUUUUAAUGUACAGUAAUUUCAAAUCAGAUGAUUGCAACACACUCCAGAAAAGUUGAGACAGGGGCAAUGUAAGACUAAUAACAAUUUGACAAGUUAAAAUAACAAGGCAAGGUGAAACAGGAGAUGUUAAACAGGUGAGGCAAUCAUGUCAUAGUAUAUAAGGAGCCUCCAAAAACAGCCUAGUUCUUCAGGAGCAAGGAUUAUUUGAGAUUUGUCAAUUUGCCAACAGAUGCUUCACCAAAUAACCGGCACUUUAAGAACAAUGUUCCCCAAAGACAAAUUGGAAGGAUUUGGGGCAUUUCACCCUCUACAGUGCACAAUAUAGUUAAAAGAUUCAAGGAAUAUGGUCAAAUCUCGGUGCGUAAAGGGCAAGACGAAAACCACUUCUGAAUGCACGUGAUUUCUGAUCCAUCAGACAUCAUUCAUCUGUAAUGGAUAUCAUGUACAUGAGCUUGGGAUUACUUUAGUAAACUUUUGUUAGUCAACACCAUUCGCCAUUGCAUCCACAGAUGCAAGUUAAGACUUUACUAUGCAAAGCAGAAGCCCUACAUCAACACUGUCCAGAAGCACUGCCGAGGUUUCCGAACUCGGUCUCAUCUUAGAUGGAAAGUAGAGUAGUGAAACCGUGUUUUAUGGUCCGAUGAGUCCACAUUUCAAAUCGUUUUUGAAAAACACAGCCGUCGUGUUCUCGUGUUCCAACUAGGGAUGUGCGCUAUGACUAAUUUGACGGUCAUUUAAACGGCAGUUUUGUAACAGACUAGUCGACUAGUCUAAAGAGAAACAACCUUCAGAAACAGUAAUAAUAAUUAUGCGACCCAUUUAAAAUACUUAUUCCAAAUCAGAUGCUAAAUUCUACUGAAAAGGGGCAUUUAUC
Molecule: messenger RNA, 4531 nt
Organism: Myxocyprinus asiaticus (Chinese sucker)
Lineage: Eukaryota; Metazoa; Chordata; Actinopteri; Cypriniformes; Catostomidae
Gene: samd14
Product: sterile alpha motif domain containing 14
Exons: 8
Coding region: 172-1068 (298 amino acids)
Biological process (GO): actin filament organization; calcium-mediated signaling; neuron projection development
Cellular component (GO): actin cytoskeleton; dendrite; postsynaptic density
Molecular function (GO): actin filament binding
Source: RefSeq, a predicted model, not a curated record